Histoplasma capsulatum G186AR is the source of this 309-nucleotide messenger RNA. RefSeq lists its product as uncharacterized. The transcript has 3 exons. Bases 1 to 309 code for a protein of 102 amino acids. NCBI's taxonomy places the organism in Eukaryota, Fungi, Ascomycota, Eurotiomycetes, Onygenales, Ajellomycetaceae. The record is from RefSeq and is a predicted model, not a curated record.
AUGCAUUAUCUCACAGCAGCACUGUUCACCCUCGCUUCUUUAUCCUCCAUAAUUCCGCUUUGUUCUGGCGCUACACUUCACAAGCGUGAGGACCCUCUUACCCUCUAUCCAGAGAUAAAUAGCAAAAAUGGUGGUGUUCGGCUUGAUGAAGGGAAGUGCUACGCAAAGUCCGACCAGUAUUCGACCGACUGCUCCGGCAGCUAUGUGAGGCACCUGCUGGCUCCGGGUGUCAAGGAUACACCAGCCUAUUUAAGGGAUGUUCACGCAGACGUGAACUCUAUCAAGUGUGAUCAUCUUGCGCCUAAAUAG